Messenger RNA from Vitis riparia (riverbank grape), 3098 nucleotides. Its product is annotated as exosome complex exonuclease RRP44 homolog A. Lineage: Eukaryota; Viridiplantae; Streptophyta; Magnoliopsida; Vitales; Vitaceae. The transcript has 24 exons. Gene Ontology annotation, biological process: rRNA catabolic process. Gene Ontology annotation, cellular component: cytoplasmic exosome (RNase complex); nuclear exosome (RNase complex). Gene Ontology annotation, molecular function: 3'-5'-RNA exonuclease activity; RNA binding; endonuclease activity. The record is from RefSeq and is a predicted model, not a curated record. Bases 105 to 2918 code for a protein of 937 amino acids.
UCUUUUGAGUGCAAAAAAAGGAAGGAAUGAAUUCCGCGUAGUAGUGGUAGAAGAAAAGAACACACAGCCAGUGAAGUCGAGAGAGACUCAAUCGGAGAAGAAAGAUGCUGCAGAGCAAAUCGUUCGUGAGGAAAACGAAGCAGGGAAAAGUAGUAAAGGUCGUUAGAGAGCAUUAUCUUCGAGAUGAUAUCUACUGCGGAGCGUCGAUUUGCAAAGUGUGCGAUUCUUCAACUGCUCGGUUGAGUCCGUCGGCCUCCACUAUUCUCAUUCUCGACACUAAUGUCGUUCUCAAUCAGAUUGAUUUGCUGGAGAAUCCGGCGAUUGAUGACGUCGUGGUGCUGUCUGUGGUGCUGGAAGAAGUUAAGAACAAGAAUAUUUCUGUUUACAACAGACUUAGAACCCUUUGCAACAACUCUAUGAGGAAAUUCUUUGUUUUCUCAAACGAAUAUCACAAGGAUACAUAUGUUAAGCAGAUGGCUGGGGAAAGUCCAAAUGAUCGAAAUGAUAGAGCAAUUCGAGUGGCAACUCAAUGGUAUCAGAGUCAUCUUGGUGCUGCGGCUCGGGUUUUGCUUAUAACGAAUGACAGAGAAAAUAAGAGGAAGGCUACUGAAGAGGGAAUUUCUGCGGAGACAGUUGAGUCAUAUGUGAAAGCACUGGGGCAACCAGGUUUGCUUGACCUGCUUGUGCAACCUGCCCCUGAAGAUGUAGGCAUGGAGGAAGUGGAAGAUCUGAGACCUUCAAAGAGGAAAGUUAUCUAUAGUGAGCAUAAGCCCAUGUCUGAGAUUACUUCUGGUUUGCAUCGUGGAAUCUACCAUCAAGGAAAACUACGGGUUAAUCGCUACAAUCCUUUUGAAGCAUAUGUUGGAAGUGAGAGCAUUGGUGAUGAAAUAAUUAUCUAUGGUCGUGGAAACAUGAAUAGGGCUUUUGAUGGUGAUGUAGUAGCAGUGGAACUUUUGCCUCAAGAUCAAUGGCAAGAGGAGAAGUCUUUAUCUAUAGCAGAUGAAGAGGACGAGGAGGAAGAAGAUGUCCAUCUUGUUCCAAGCAGUGCUGAUGAUGCCCCUAGAAAUACAGAUCUAGCACAGGGUUCAGUUGGAGGCACAAAAGUUGUUUUGUGCCGUCCAUCUGGGCGUGUUGUUGGUAUUAUAAAGCGGAAUUGGCACUCUUAUUGUGGAUCUUUGGAGCCAAUGCCUAUGCCUGCAGGCAAUGGUGGUAUUGCCCAUGCUUUAUUUGUCUCCAAAGAUCGCAGAAUUCCAAAGAUCCGGAUUCAAACUCGACAGCUUGGGAACCUUCUGGACAAGAGAAUUAUUGUGGCAGUUGAUUCAUGGGAUUGUCUAUCACGAUAUCCUUCUGGUCAUUAUGUGCGUACUAUAGGAGAAAUAGGUGAUAGAGAUACUGAAAGUGAGGUGGUGUUGAUAGAGAAUGAUAUAAACUCGAGACCAUUUUCAUUGCAAGUUUUGGCAUGCUUGCCACCAUUACCAUGGUCAGUGUCUUCUGAAGACCUGGCAAAUCCAUGUAGGCUGGAUUUGCGGCAUGUGUGUGUUUUUAGCGUUGAUCCUCCAGGAUGCAAAGAUAUAGACGAUGCACUGCAUUGUACAACUCUUCCGAAUGGAAAUUUUGAAGUGGGAGUUCACAUUGCUGAUGUAACAAAUUUUGUUCACCCUGGCACUCCCCUUGAUGAUGAGGCUGCGCAAAGGGGCACAUCUGUCUACCUUGUUGAGCGCAGAAUUGACAUGCUUCCUAAACCUUUAACGGAAGAUAUAUGUUCUCUUCGGUCUGAUGUGGAAAGGCUAGCUUUCUCUGUUAUUUGGGAGAUGACACCUCAAGCAGAGAUUAUUUCUACAAAAUAUACAAAAAGUAUCAUUAAAUCUUGUGCAGCAUUGUCUUAUAUUGAAGCUCAAGCUAGGAUGGAUGAUAGUCGCUUGAUGGAUCCAUUAACUAUGGAUUUGCGAAAUAUGAAUGCUUUGGCAAAGGUCAUGAGGCUUAGGCGUAUUGAGAGAGGAGCCCUAACUCUAGCUUCUGCAGAAGUCAAAUUUCAAAUUGAUACUGAAACUCAUGAUCCUCUUGAUAUUGGAAUGUACCAAAUUCGUGAAGCAAACCAAAUGGUUGAGGAGUUUAUGCUUGCUGCUAAUGUUUCAGUUGCAGAAAAAAUCCUAAAGCAUUUUCCGCUUUGUUCAUUAUUAAGGCGCCAUCCUAGUCCAACCAGAGAAAUGCUUGAACCUUUGCUGCGUACAGCUGCAGCUGUGGGUCUCAAUUUGGAUGUUUCAUCAUCAAAAGCACUGGCUGAUUCACUUGAUCAUGCUGUGGGUGAUGAUCCAUACUUCAAUAAGCUUAUUCGAAUACUAGCGACUAGAUGCAUGACACAGGCAGUUUACUUCUGUAGUGGGGAUCUUAGUCCCCCAGAAUUCCAUCAUUAUGGGCUUGCAGCACCUCUCUAUACUCAUUUCACCUCUCCUAUAAGGAGAUAUGCAGAUGUCAUUGUACACAGGCUACUUGCUGCAUCUUUAGGGUUAUACAAACUUCCGACAAUAUUCCAAGACAAUGCCCAACUCACUAGUACUGCAGACAAUUUGAAUUAUCGGCAUAGAAAUGCCCAGAUGGCAGGCCGGGCCUCAGUAGAGCUGCAUACUCUAAUCUAUUUCAGGAAACGGCCGACAGACACAGAGGCCAGAAUAGUGAAGAUAAGAUCCAAUGGCUUUAUUGUAUUUGUGCCCAAGUAUGGAAUAGAAGGGCCCGUGUACCUUACACCGAGAGGUGAAAAGGGAGGUGGUGAGUGGGUGGUAGACGAGCAGCAGCAGAAGGUAAAGAAGACGGACGGUAGCAUUUCCUACAGUGUUCUGCAAACAGUAAUGAUUCACAUGGAGGUUGUGGAGCCCCAGCCAAACCGGCCCAAGCUCGAACUUGCCCUUAUCUGCAGAUGAUAUGUAAGUAAACCAGUUUUCAAUAUUUUAUAGAGAUGAUCAAUGAAUAGAAUGCAUUGUGGAACAGUUUAUUCUGUACAAUUAGCAUGGGAUGAGGGCUGAAAUAUUGUAAUUUCUAUUUAACUUAAUUCUUUUUUCACCAAGGUUUUAAUAAAUUUUUUUAGUUAUUUUGUUUUAAAA